GAAACUAAAUGUAGUUAUGCUAAAGUGAAACUUGCACCAUUGUUAGACAGCUGGGUGUGUGCUGAGUGUUGUGCUAUAAAAGGCUUUCUCUACCUGCCAACUUAUCAGACAGGCAGCUGAGGAAACACUUGUUGUACAGAGAUCAGCUGUUACAGAGAUGUUGGGAGGAAAAGCUUGGAUCCCAGGUUGCACCCUGCUUGUGCUGGUCACGUUAUGUGGUGAAACUGCUCACUGCCAAAACCAACACAAAGGUUCGACACAUCUGAAAGACCUGAGACUCAUUCUGCUUGGAAAAACAGGAUCAGGAAAGAGUGCUUCUGGAAACACCAUCCUGGGGAGGGAAAAUGCCUUCAGAGAGGAAAUAUCCCCUGAGUCUGUGACUAAAGGCUGUCACAGAGAAGAGGUCAACGAUGGUGACAGGAACAUUGUUGUCAUCGACAGCCCAGGACUGUUUGACACAAACAAAACACAAAAAGAAGUGAAGUUAAAAAUUGAGGAGUGUAUUAACCAGUCAGUUCCUGGACCCCAUGCUUUUCUGUUAGUGAUCAGUCUCAAGUCAAGAUUCACUGAUGAGGAGAGGGCAGCUGUGACGUGGAUCCAGGAUAAUUAUGGCUCAGAUUCUUCCAUGUAUACCAUAGUCCUGUUUACACAUGCUGACUUGCUGGAGGGUAAAUCUGUGGACGACUACGUGGCAGAGAGCAAACAUCUACAAAGACUGAUAAACCAGUGCGGAGGAAGAUACCAUUCACUCAUCAAUGACAAGAGACGAAGCAGAAUCCAGGUCAGAGAGCUCCUGGAGAAGAUAGAGAAAAUGGUGAAGUCCAACGGAGGAAGACACUACACCAAUGAGAUGUACCAGAGAGCCCAGAAGAAACUUGAGGAGGAGAGGAAAAAGAGGGAGGAGGAGGAAGCGCGAAGAAAGAGGGAAGAGGAAGAGAGGAUCAGAGAGGAGGAGAAAAAACGUGAUUGGUGUAAAGUGAUAGCUGCUGCUUCCAUUGGUAUGGUUGCAACAGGAAUGUUAUUUGCCUCAAAUCCUCUCAUGAUAGGAGGUGCAACACUUGCACUCACUCAAGGUUAUGAUUGCACGAUAGAUAUGUUUAUGUGUGCUGAUUGUUGUUCCAUAAAAGAAUCUCUUCACCUGCCAACAUAUCAGACAGCUGAGGAAACACUUGUACAGAGAUCAGCUGUUACAGAGAUGUUGGGAGGAAAAGCUUGGAUCCCAGGUUGCACCCUGCUUGUGCUGGUCACUUUAUGUGGUGAAACGGCUCACUGCCAAAACCAACACAAAGGUUCGACACAUCUGAAAGACCUGAGACUCAUUCUGGUUGGAAAAACAGGAUCAGGAAAGAGUGCUUCUGGAAACACCAUCCUGGGGAGGGAAAAUGCCUUCAGAGAGGAAAUGUCCCCUGAGUCUGUGACUAAAGAAUGUCACAGAGAAGAGGUCAAUGAUGGUGACAGGAACAUUGUUGUCAUCGACAGCCCAGGACUGUUUGACACAGACAAAACACAAGAAGAAGUGAAGUUAAAAAUUGAGGAGUGUAUUGACCCGUCAGUUCCUGGACUCCAUGCUUUUCUGUUAGUGAUCAGUCUCAAGUCAAGAUUCACUGAUGAGGAGAGGGCAGCUGUGAUGUCGAUCCAGGAUAAUUUUGGCUCAGAUUCUUCCAUGUAUACCAUAGUCCUGUUUACACAUGCUGACUUGCUAAAGGGUAAAUCUGUGGACGACUACGUGGCAGAGAGCAAACAUCUACAGAGACUGAUAAACCAGUGCGGAGGAAGAUACCAUUCACUCAUCAAUGACAAGAGACGAAGCAGAAUCCAGGUCAGAGAGCUCCUGGAGAAGAUAGAGAAAAUGGUGAAGUCCAACGGAGGAAGUCACUACACCAAUGAGAUGUACCAGAGAGCCCAGGAGAAACUUGAGGAGGAGAGGAAAAAGAGGGAGGAGGAGGAAGCGCGAAGAAAGAGGGAAGAGGAAGAGAGGAUCAGAGAGGAGGAGAAAAAACGUGCUUGGUGUAAAGCGAUAGCUUAUUCUUCCAUGGGUAUUGUUGCAACAGGAGUGUUAUUUGCCUCAAAUCCUCUCAUGAUAGGAGGUGCAGCACUUGCACUCACUCAAGGUUAUGAUUGCACGAUAGAUAUGUUUACUCCUUAGAGUCCUGAAUCUUAAACUGAAAUAUCAGUUUGCAUGCUUUCUUUGUUGUUGGGAAUUGGGAACGUGCUAUAUACAUCUGUUUCUCUAUAUGUGAUUAUGUGGUCUAUAAACAUUUUUCAAUAAAGUCUGAAGUUCAGCUCAGAUCUGGCA
This is a messenger RNA of Sebastes umbrosus (honeycomb rockfish), 2296 nucleotides long. RefSeq lists its product as uncharacterized. NCBI's taxonomy places the organism in Eukaryota, Metazoa, Chordata, Actinopteri, Perciformes, Sebastidae. The coding region runs from base 158 to 2146 and encodes 662 amino acids. The record is from RefSeq and is a predicted model, not a curated record. The transcript is spliced from 6 exons. Gene Ontology annotation, molecular function: GTP binding.